This is a messenger RNA of Choloepus didactylus (southern two-toed sloth), 3503 nucleotides long. RefSeq names its product carbohydrate sulfotransferase 10 (gene CHST10). Bases 569 to 1858 code for a protein of 429 amino acids. Gene Ontology annotation, molecular function: sulfotransferase activity. Gene Ontology annotation, cellular component: membrane. The transcript has 10 exons. Gene Ontology annotation, biological process: proteoglycan biosynthetic process; carbohydrate biosynthetic process. The record is from RefSeq and is a predicted model, not a curated record. NCBI's taxonomy places the organism in Eukaryota, Metazoa, Chordata, Mammalia, Pilosa, Megalonychidae.
UAUUCACGCUUUCCAGCGAGUGGGUUAAAAAAGAGAGAGAGAUAUGGUCUCUCCCUUCCCCUGUUAUAAUUAGGGCAUAGUCCUUCUUGGCUCAGAAUUGGAGUUUCCAGAUGGACAGAAAAGUCUUUCCAUCUUUGCCUUGACCCUGAAGAGUAGCGUCUUGAGAGACACACCUAAGAGGAGAAGUCCUGGAAUGCAAACUGCAGAACUGAACCAAGAGAAAGGAAAGAAGUAGUGGCUAUCCUGGGCAAUUUGCAGUCAAAUUCAAAUCAUUUUUCAAUUGCUGGAGGAGGUUUUGGAGAGAGGUGAGCUCAGAACCUGACAGAAGUCCUGCAAGAAGUCCGUUUUCUCCUGUUCCGGGUCUGGACAAAUCUGAAUCUAACUCUGUGGCAUCUGCAGUCACUCCAGUUGCUCCAAUUCCAAGAGUGACAAGAGGAACUGAGAACUUCAGGUGUGGCAAAUACUUCAAGAAGGAGCUGUGAAGCCCAGGCCUCAGAAGCAGAGCGUGGCUCCCGUGACCUGCCGGGGACUGGAUGUGCCCUGUGUCCCUGCAGGGGCCGGAGAGAGCAUGAGAGGUGUCCACCACCAGGGUUCUGCCCAGGGCUUUGCAGGGAGGGUCGUUGAAUGGCUGGCGUUUGACAACAUGCAGCACCAGUGGCUUCUGCUGGCCGCCUGUUUUUGGGUGAUCUUCAUGUUCAUGGUGGCGAGCAAGUUCAUCACGCUGACCUUUAAAGACCCAGAUGUGUACAGCGCCAAGCACGAGCUUCUGCUCCUGACAACCAUGCCAGAGGCGGGGAAGUUGCCGGAAGAGACGCGUGUUCCUGAGGAACUGAAGCCGACCGGAAGGAUGCUGUCUGGCAGCCGGCUGGCCCAGCCCCUGGUCUACAUGGAGCGUCUGGAACUCGUCAGAAACGUCUGCAGGGACGAAGCACUGAAGAACCUCUCACAUACUGCGAUCUCCAAGUUUGUUCUGGACCGAAUAUUUGUCUGCGACAAGCACAAAAUUCUUUUCUGCCAGACUCCAAAAGUGGGCAACACCCAGUGGAAGAAAGUGCUGAUCGUCUUAAACGGUUUGCAGCAUGAAGCAGCCUCUUUUAAAGAAGUAAACACCUGCUCACAAGGUCAGGGUAAACAUGGGAGCAGGUGUCCCAGAAACAGGAGCAGUCCCUGCGGCUGUCUUCAGCCGUGCCCAGGUGCACCUGAACCACGGGCAGGAGCAUUUUCUUCCAUUGAAGAGAUCCCUGAAAAUGUGGUUCACGACCAUGAGAAGAAUGGCCUCCCGCGUCUGUCUUCCUUCAGCGAUGCAGAGAUUCAGAAGCGAUUGAAAACAUACUUCAAGUUUUUCAUUGUCAGAGAUCCCUUUGAAAGGCUUAUUUCUGCCUUCAAGGAUAAGUUUGUGCACAACCCUCGGUUCGAGCCCUGGUACAAGCUCGAGAUCGCCCCCGGCAUCAUCAGAAAAUACCGCAGGAACCGCACGGAGACCAGGGGCAUCCAGUUCGAGGACUUUGUGCGUUACCUGGGCGAUCCGAACCACAGGUGGCUCGACCUCCAGUUCGGGGACCACGUCAUCCACUGGCUGCCCUACGCGGAGCUCUGUGCCCCCUGCGAGAUCACGUACAGCAUCAUCGGGCACCACGAGACCCUGGAGGAGGACGCCCCCCACAUCUUGAGGGAGGCUGGGGUCGAUCACCUGGUGACGUACCCGACCAUCCCGCCGGGCAUCACCGCCUACAACAGGACCAAGGUGGAGCGCUACUUCCUGGGCAUCAGCAAGCGGGACAUCCGGCGCCUGUACGCACGCUUCCAAGGGGACUUCAAGCUCUUUGGGUAUCAGAAGCCAGAGUUUUUGCUAAACUGAUGCCCAGGACCUGUGUGUUUGAAUAUCUUUGCUGGACCCGGAGCUAACCAGGUGGAGAGCCGAGUGCAGACGUGAUGUCCCCUCGAUGACAUUUUUUAAGACGCCCGCAGCUGCCGGGGAUGGGUCAGUGCCUAGCUGGUGCUUCAGCUUGCGCAUUUGGACCCUGACGGUGACUGCCCAGUAUGGACGUGAGGUGCACUGAAGAGCCCCCCACCCCCAGCCCCACCGGCUUCCUGAGGGGCCACCUGCUUUUCAGUCACCUUGGAGGGUAAGAGCCUAAAGAUUCACAGGCUGACAAACUGGAGGAAGGGUCCCAGAGCCUUAGGAGUCCUUCUCCCCAGCCGUCCACAGGGAGCCCCCCCACUCGACUGAAGCCUCGCUCCGUGGUCAGGAGGGUGUCGUCUCAGAGAACCCCAGGAGCAGCUCCCAGCACGCCCAGGAGGAAAGGAGGAGCUAACGGACUGCAGAGAUUGCAGGGGCUACUCCGGGACCAAGUUUGAGUACUAAACUGUACCUCUGGCUUUCGUUUUGGCGCUGCUGUACUCACGGAGGCAAACUGUGUUUUUUCCAUGAUUUUUUUCCUGUGAAAUUUAGUGAUGACCAAAGGGCAGUCUCAGGCCAUCCAUCUUUUCAGAACACAUAACCUGUGCUACGCUAGCUCAGAUUUCCAAACCUGUCUGCCAAGCAAGUCCCAUCAGCCCAAGAGAUACCGUUUUGGAAAGUAAGGAGGGGGUGUAAAUUCUUUCCACCUGAGAAAGGAACACUUUUGGGGGUCUUAAGGGGCACGUGGUACAAUGACACGGUGACCUGGUUAGCCCCGGAUGCCCAGUCUGCUGUGGAUUUGGCACGUCCAUCCUGACUGUGGUCUGGCCUCUUGUCGCUGUCCCCUAGGUGGGGGAGCAGGGGCGUUCCCCACCCCUGUCCCCCAGGGUGGGAGGCAAGCAGGGGCACCAUGCCAGCCCAGUGGAAGUCAAUACAGCUUACACGUCUCAGUUUCCUUCAUCUCAGUGAGCUGCUCAGCCCUGGGCCAUAUGGCUGGAGGUUGGCUCAUUGAGCUCACCAGCAAUAAAAUCCUGGGCCGAGGCAGCCCCCAGUGACGUUCCCCGACAGUGCAGGCCCCCGAGAUGUGGGGGAGUCCCAGGGAAAAGUCCCUAGUGCCCAGCUCUGAGCACGUGCAGCACAGACGAGCCCAGGGACUUUCUUCCGGGCAGCCCCCACCUCCUUGCAAAGUGGCAGUGGGAAGAGAAGCUUCCUGAGUUUGUAAAUGUGAAAGUCAAAUAAAAUUUAAAACGUGUGCCAAACCUGACAUGUGCUGCAGCUUCAGAGAAAGGUGCACCAAGGCUGCAGGUGACAGACCUCCUCCAGGAAGCGCAGCAGCCCUGACGGAGCAGCCAUUGGUGCCGUAGCCUUGAGUCCCCAGCGGACACACCAAGGAUGGGACACAAGUUGUUUUUAUGUCAAGUUUUACACGAGCCUUGUUAAAAUCAUUUCGGACCUGGUGAGCUGACUGAUAACCUCUUUCCCAUUUGAAAUGUAACAGUGUGAAUACUGUAUGUGAAUUUAAGGCCUUACAGUUAGUCCUAAUUAAAAAAAAAAAUAGCAUUUUCUCUCCCGAACAAAAAGGUGGGCCACCUGUUGUUUAUUA